Scylla paramamosain (green mud crab) is the source of this 5025-nucleotide messenger RNA. RefSeq names its product glutamate receptor ionotropic, delta-1-like. The record is from RefSeq and is a predicted model, not a curated record. Gene Ontology annotation, cellular component: membrane. Bases 2737 to 4050 code for a protein of 437 amino acids. NCBI's taxonomy places the organism in Eukaryota, Metazoa, Arthropoda, Malacostraca, Decapoda, Portunidae. The transcript has 14 exons. Gene Ontology annotation, molecular function: ligand-gated monoatomic ion channel activity.
GUCUAAAAAAAACGUGGUGACUAAAACAAAAAUUGUUUAGCGGUGAAAGGGUUAAGUACGAGAGUUUAGUACAAUAAUAAGUGUCUAAAAAAUUGUUAAUGAUUAAAGGAAAAGUUGCGCAGCGAUUGAGUUUUGUGGCUGUGGUGUUCAGGUUGCAGUGAAACACGCCCCGGGACACGCGAGUCAUGAGGGGAGCAAGCAGACCAUCCCGCUGGAGGACGUGCACAAAGUCAUGUAAGGGGCACGGCUUUGUCUCGCCGCCAGCCUUGCCUCUCAGCCAGCACGUCGUAAAGAUGCCCAAAGGGACGGAGGGAGAGGACGUAAAGCUUGGCAGGAUGCUGGCGAGGUCUUUGUCCCCCAUUAAGAUCAAAUCAUUAGUCGAGUGAUGCUUGUUCGCUUCUUCAGCUAAGACAGGGGCCUCUAUGAGUGUUUCCUUAGAGCUGAUUGGCUGCCAUAAAGUGGUUUGAUGACACAUUCCACUGGAAACUCUUAACAGUACUGCCUUGUUACUCGUACUUCAUUCUCUUAAACUUACACAGUACUAAUAUUAGUUUUCCUCUUCAGCAUAGACAGGAUCAUUUACGAGUGUUUCCUGAGAACUGAUUGGCUGCCAGAAGGUGGUUAGAUAACACUCACCACUGGAAACUCCUAACAGCACUGCCUUGGAAUUUCUUUCCCUCACACAGUACUGCCACUGGCUAGUUCGCCUCUUCAUCUGAGACAGAAGAAUCUACAAGUGUUUCCUUAGAGCUGAUUGGCUGCCAGAAAGUGGUUAGAUUAUACUCACAACUGGAAAUUCACUACAGUACUACCUUGUUACUUCCUUCUCUCACACAGUACUGCCGCUGGUUAGUUCGCCUCUUCAGCUGAGAGAGAAGAGUCUACGAGUGUUUUCUUAGAGCUGAUUAGCUGCCAGAACUAUUGAAAGUUACUAAAUUCCUAAGAAUAUUGCGUUGUUAUUUUCUUCUCUUAUGCAGUGCAGUCGCCAGUUUUCCCCGUCGUUCAAGAUAAGAGUAGUUUGUUUUGCUCAGUACUGGAUGGUUGACGGAACUGCAUAAAAAAGGGAAGAAAAAUUCACUCCGUUUAGUGCUUCCCUCAAUGCAGCGUUAAUACUCUCUUCCCUUACACACACCGUUGCUAGUUUUUCCUCUUCGGUUAAGAUAAUAAAAGAAAAUUAGCCUUAACUUCUCUCUUUUGCCUCCUCUAUUUCCCCGCAAAUUUUCUUAACGCUGGAUGGUUAAUGCAAUUGCGUGGACAAUGGAAAAAAUACAAAAAUAAUAAUCUUUGCUUGAAUUUCCCCACAGUAGUACAGUAUUAUAUAUUUUUUAUCAAGUUGCAAGAAUGUAUCAUAAAGAUUUGAUCAUGUAAGAUAUACAUACUAGUACACGUAUACUGAACGAAGACUAUCAUGCAUGCAAUCUGCUGGACUGAAGGAUGUUGUGUAUCCCCGUACUGCCAAUGACAAUUCAUAUGAAACUUUUUCCGCCAAACUUUAUCAUAAAAUAAAAUAUACAAACAAGUACACGUAUAGUGAACUGUCAUGCAUGCAAUCUGGAGGACUUGAAGGAUAUUGUGCCUCCCCGUCCUGCUAAUGACAAUUCAUAUGGAACUCUUUUUUUUAUGCCAAAUGUUAUCAUAAGGUAAAAUAUACAAGCAAGUACACGUAUACUGAACUGUCUUACAUGCAAUCUGGAGGACUUCAAGGAUGUUGUGUCUCGCUUUACAGCCAAUAACAAUUCAUGUGGAACUCCUUUCUGGUAAACUUUUAUGGGAAGUGGUAACUAACUGGACUUCUCACCGUUCUCUCUCACCCCAGUCGGCAGGUCCUUUGCACGAGCUCAGUAAAAACCUAACAAUUAAAAUGAAUAAAUAAAAUAGUGUGAUGCUGACUUGAACACACCAAGAUUAUCCGUUGAAAUUUUGCUCCAGGCCUAAGGUUAUAACUGUUGCACCUUGUAUGGCCUGCUGGGAAGAGUUAUGCCUUCUGCAGGAAGUACAGGCACUCCAAGAAAGUUCAAUCCCCCUAUACCGUAAAUUCCCUUUAGCUAACUUUGACCCAACGAAGAUAAAAAAAAAAAAAAAAACAUCCCCAAAAUUGAUAGGUAAGAUAAUUAAUUAUGUUGGUUGGAUAUUUUUGUAGCGGGAAUUGAGGUGAUUCUUUAUGUCUUUAUUUCUUUUUUAUUAUGGAGAAAUCGUCGAGGGUGGAAUUUCCUUGGGUGGACGGGUGGUCUCAUCCCCAUCCACUCGAACCUUGCUUGGCGGCGUCAUCUCUCAAGUGUGAGUGCUGACUAGUCGAGCAGGGGAGUGUGUAUGUGUGUGUGUGUGUGUGUGUGUGUGUGUGUGUGUGUGUGCACCUUGUGAGCUUAACCUUCAGGACGUUGACUCUACCACAGGGCUGUCACUGCUCCCCAGCCGCGUCCGUCUAGUGCAGGGGUCACACGCGUUACAAAACACACACACACACACACACACACACACGUGCAUCAAAGCAUCCUACAGUGUCAUCGCCAGCCGCCGUACAACUUAAUUAAAACGUGGGAGAAUUUAGCACAAGCACCACCGGUAAGAAAAAUAGUCAAGUUUUAUCUUCCUCGGUAAUUAAACACAAUGCUUUUGUUUCUGGGGGAGUGAGUACACAUGCGCGGCUUUGUGUGGCUCGACAAAAGGUAGUGUCGGCGAAUCGGGAGGCGAGACAGUAGGGCGGCGAGGGCACAAGAGGGAGGAAGAGGAAGCAUCAUGGACAGCCAUAACAGUUCUUCGCCUUGUCUUCGAGUUGUAAUGGAGUCAUUCGCUCCCUUCACGGACUUCACGAGGAAGCCCACGCCACACAACUUCCGCGGAAUCAUGCUGCAAGUUCUGCCCAUCAUCGCCAAGAGACUCAAUGUGUGCAUGGAGUACACGGCGGCGCCCAGUCACUUCUUCGGGAGGCGGCUGGAGAACGGCACCUGGACUGGUAUGCUGGGCAUGCUGAGCCGAAAGGAGGUGGCUAUGAGCGGCACUCCAAUGACCGUGAGUGACGAGCGCAUCAUCGCGAUGGACGCGAGUGUUCCUCUUUUCAUGGACAUUCAGACUUUGGUAUACAAUCGACCAAGGCUUGAGUCAGACUUGUUGGGCUUCGUCAGGCCGUUCACGCUGCUGGUGUGGGUGUUGUUCGGGGUGGCGUUGGUGGUGAUGGCCGGCGCGGCCUUCUUGAUAGACAGCCAGUACAGCAGACUUCUCUCCCUCCGCUCUUACUCUUUUUCUUCCACCUCAUCCAGCGUGAAGGCAAUCAUAGAACAGCCGCGCCACCACAACAACGUCUCCCUGGCCGACAUCUUCCAGUGGACCUUCGGAAUUUUCGUGGGGCAGUGCCCGAAGUGGAGGCUGCGAGGCUUCGCGACGCGGCUCACUGCUGCCGUCUGGAUAUUCAUGACUCUGAUCAUUAGUAUCGUGUAUCGCUCCAACCUGAAGGCGAUGCUCAUCUCGCCCAAGCUGCGUCUGCCCUUCGACAGCUUGGAGGAGUUUCUGCAGACCGACAUUCCUGCACUGGUGCUUGAAGGCAGCAUGAUGCACAGACUAUAUCUGGCUGCCCCUCCGGGCUCCGUUCUCUAUCGCCUUCGCAAACACGCCGUCGAGCCGCACCACGACUCGGUGCGCGCCCUCUUCGAUAUCACCAAAGGUCUCUACGCCGUCGUCAGCAGCGGCCUUGGGGGAGACAACGCCAUUAAUUAUUUUUACUCACUGACCAAGACGUGCCCGCUGUACUUCGCGAGGAGGCCAAUCUUCUCCGGCACCACCCUCAGCAUAGGCUACACCAAGGGGUUCGUGCACCGCGCACAGAUCGACACAAUCCUCCAGCAGCUGCGCGACGCCGGCAUCCUGAGCCACCUUUACAAUCACGCACUCUCCAACUUCACCAAAUGUACCCGCUACGCCUCGGUCUCUGACACAGGCGACGUACGGCGAGCCCUCGACCUUGGAGACUUCUUCGGCGUCUUCUGUGUGUACGGCGGAGCGGGCAGGGCAGCCAAGCGUCCUGACACUUGCAGGAGCUCUCGUCCACCUGGCUGAACAUCCCCACCACCUUGGCGAAUGGGCCUUGGUGUUCCGGCUUGGUGCGACAUGAGCAGUGCUGGGGGCGGCUGGACGGUGGUGGCAGGCAGGAGGGCACGCCAGCCUCGGGUUAACUUUUCCCGCCCUCCUCUGCAUUACCAGUUUGGAUUUGGCGACCCGGAAACUCAGCACUGGUUAGGUCUGGAUCACAUACACGCUCUGACACAAGACACCAACUCCUCUUUGCGUCUUUACCUUCAGCAACACUCCCUCACUGCGCCUCUCCACGCUACCUACCACUCCUUCAGCGUGGGUAGCAGAGAAGAGGGAAACCGCCUCACCAUUGGGGGUUACGAUCUCGCGAGCACUGCCGAAGACGCUCUCUCGCCUCACAACGGAGCCAUCUUCACCUGUCCCAGCUCAGGUUUCUCAGCCAACCCCUGCGCGGAUGAGAUGGGCGCUGGCUGGUGGUUUCUGGAGGCGCCGUUAUGCUACCUGGCACUGCCCACAGGUGAGGCGUCAUCUGAUGGGCUGCCCCGGGGCGUGCGUGGCUCCUUGGCGUGGCUCGGGGAGGACCAGAUCCCGGAAAUACUUUUGCUGAUGGUCCGCCGUAAUGGUUAAAUGUUUAUACAGGAAAGUAAACACUUGACUGUUUACUGAUUCUGCUACUGCUAAUGCUGCUUCUACAACUACUAACACUUUGGCCAGUACUUUCACUACCAAGUUACACCGUCUCUAUUUUUGCUACUGUUGGCGUUACUACUAUUACUGAACAUUAAAUCUUCUACAUAGAUUUUCCCACGUAACUCGUAUCACUUCAAGCAAUAUCAUGUAAUACUAGGAAAGCACCACUAAGUUCGGUAAGAGGUGGACAUAAUCUACAUGACUAGGGCCCGAGGCAUCGUUCACUCACUUUUUCGGCUCCAUUCGGUUCAUUCUGCGUUCAGUUUAUUUCUGUCGAACGAAAUGGUAAAUAAAUUUUUCAGGUUGUAU